Messenger RNA from Canariomyces notabilis, 1278 nucleotides. RefSeq lists its product as uncharacterized. Gene Ontology annotation, cellular component: nucleus; RNA polymerase III complex. The record is from RefSeq and is a predicted model, not a curated record. The coding region runs from base 1 to 1278 and encodes 425 amino acids. The transcript has 2 exons. Gene Ontology annotation, biological process: tRNA transcription by RNA polymerase III. NCBI's taxonomy places the organism in Eukaryota, Fungi, Ascomycota, Sordariomycetes, Sordariales, Chaetomiaceae.
AUGUCCGACUCGAGCGUGCCCCACGGGGCAUCGACAACGCCUCACGACGACGACGACGACGAUCCAAUUGUCGCCAGCUACUCUGUCUUUCUCAAACCGCCUCUCCCUGAACACCGCAAUCUUGUGGUCUUCCAAUAUGUCACCAAAACCGCCCAAGACCCGGGCUCGAUCCGCAUGCCGCGCAUCACUGAGCUGCGAGUCAAACCUAACACGGGCAUGUACGAGGUGGACGUGCCCAUCGACACAAUGGAGGCCUACGACCGAAACAAAGGCAUCGCCUGGGGCACCGCCCUGAAGAAGUCAAUGGAAACAAAAAAGGGCGGUGGUAUGGGCCUGGCAGGGGGGUUCAACAUUGUCACGGCACCUAACCCGGCCGCUGGGAGAGGAGGCCGGAGAGGCGCUGCGUCAACCGAGGAUGACGGGCUUCCCCUGAGCUGGGCCGAAGCUGUGAAGCAGGACAAGGUAUUGCGCACGCAGACGUUCGGAGGUGGACGCAGCGCAGAGGAGCAUACGAGAGAGAUGAUUGGGGUCUUCCAAGGGAAAAACCUCCACCUAACCCCUGUCUCAGAAAUCGUCCAGCUGCGCCCCGUCCCGCACCACCUCGACGCAGCAACGGAACAGGAGCGGCUGGCCCGCGCGCCCGCAUCCGGCGCGGCCGCCGCGUCCUCCGCGGCAGCAGCAGGCGAAAAGUCGGCCGGCCGGGCCAUCCACAUGGCGCUCAAGUCGGCCAUGGACGACACGGGCGGGGUGGCGGCCGAGACCAUGGCGGACCGGCUGCGCAAGGUGCAGAUGGAGAGCUGGCGGCGCAUGGAGUGGGUGCACGACGAGGCCGAGCUGGCGUGGGAGGCGUACAACGAGUGCCUGCUCAUGCGGAGCUCGUCAUCUUCAUCAUCACCAUUAGCAAAAGACGAGGACGAUAACAAGGCGGGAAAGGGGAAAGGAAAGGAGAAGCCAACGGUCGCGGUCGAGGCUGACGCGGACGGUGGUGGUGCUGCUGCUGUUGAUGACAGUGGUGCGCCGGAUCUGGCUGAGCGUGUGGCUCAGCUGCGGACAGACUGGGGCGAGACGGAGUUAUUGAAUGCUAUUAGCACGGUGCGCCGUCCUGCCGGGGGAGCGGUAAAUGGUAAAGGGGACGGGGAGGAGGCCGCCGUGAAGAUGGAGGCCGGGGCCAGUCGGUCCGCUACAGCGAACUUAGUAUCUCGUUCUGUGUCUGUCGCGCCAAAAAGGGGCCCUGGGGCAAGAGGGACAAGUAGGGGCGGUGUUAUGGAGAUAGAUUGA